CGCCUCCAGCGGGAUGUUUGUAUGAAGAUGCUGUAGAAAACAUGUUUUAGAAGGAUUUAACUGGUAUUUUCAACAAUCGGAUUUAUUUGGGAUCAUUUAUAGAACUAUUUAUGUAAUAAAAAUGUCCUGGGUUCAAUCACUUCCGCGUACUGAUGAUGUUUUUGAUGACGAUAUGGAUGAACUCAGUGUUCAGAACAGAGAAUGGAGAUGGAAUAUGGAAAAGAGAACAAAGCGUGUACGUGUUCUUUGAACGCAUCAUAAAAAGUUUCAGGGAUGGGAGCGACGCGGGCAAAGAGGCUUCACUUCAGAUCGGCUUUAACUUGGGCUACAGAGAAGGAGCUGGUAAAAUGAAGGCCAUCGGUCAGCUCAAAGGAAUCGCUAGUGCCUUGCAGCAUUGGUGUCAGUCUCAACCAUCCAUGAGCCCAGUGCUCAUCACACAGCUGCUCCAGAGGGUAGAAAAGUAUGAAGAGGACCUCUUUGAGGCCAUGAGGAAAGCUCAGGAGCUGCCUCCUCCCAGUGUUAAAGAUGUAGUGGAAGAAAUGGAAGACCUGGGUGUAGAGCACAGCGGUGGUGAUAACAAUGGCGAAUGUUGCAAAAACGAUGGACGCAGAGAGUGCUGUGGGCAGGACAAGGACACAAGUCUGAGUUCAUUUAAAAUUUCUACAGAGAGUGGGGAGACUCUAGAACAGUUACUUCACACAUGUAUGGAGCUAGCGAGUGAAAUGGGACUACCUGACGAUCUAAAGCUCCAUAUCCAGCAGCUCAGAUGUACAUGAAUGUGAUUAAAGGCUUUCACAAGCCAGCAAUGAAUCAUUAUGUUAAAAAAUUAAAACCACACAAUUUUAAAGGUUAUAUUGGGAAGCCGUUCCACUAUAAUACAAGUCAUCUUUUGUAUGUAGUACUUUUGCUACGUAAGAUGAUAUGUUCGGAGUUGGUACCACAAUAUCAUCUAACUGAAUGUAAUAAAGAACUUGGACCCUUGAGGUUCGUAGUUUGUAAUUUCUAUUUCGUUGCUUUGCAUAAUUUAUAAAAGGAGAGUAGUAAUUGAGCAUAAAUCUGGGUUUUUCCUUAAUUAAAUUAUUCUGUUAUGUUAACAAACAAUGGAGAUUUUUGCCACGUGGUUGCCCAUAACUCCCAGUUAUCCUACAGUGGUAGAUUAGUGUUUAAGGUACUGGACUAGUAAUCUCAAGGUUGCAGGUUCAGGCUCCACCACUACCAGGUAGCCACUUGUUGGGCCUCAAAGCAAGGCACUUAACUCUCAAUUGCUCAAAAAUGGUGAUUACUCAUAAUAGUAUGUCGUUUUGGAUAAAAGCAUCUACUAAAUGCCAAAAAUGUAAAGGCCGAAAAUUAAAAUGGCUAUAAACCCUGCCUGAAAGUACUUAAAAAUAAGUCUGUAAACUCCCUAAAGCACAUUUUAAUUAACUGUAAAAUAAUUAAAGUCUACAUAUUAGGUUGUACUUUGCUAAUAUAAUUUAAUAAGCAUGAUUCCUAAAUAAAACCUUGUGCUUGAUGGCUUUUCUUCUCCAGUUGUGGUAGGUGGCUCGGUGGGUAGCACUGUCGCCUCACAGCAAGAAAAUCUUGGGUUUAAUACCCAGGUGGAGCCUGGAGGUCCGGUUUCCUCUCGGUCCAAAGACAAUUUUGGUUAACUGGAGAUACAGAAUUACCCAUGACGGCAUUUAACAGUGAACUUGAAGUGAUGAAUCAUGUGUUACCUGUAACUACCUGUCAUGAAUGUAAUCAAAGUGACAUUAAAAUCCUAAUAAACAAUCA
Trichomycterus rosablanca is the source of this 1770-nucleotide messenger RNA. It is a transcript of the gene otulina, whose product is annotated as OTU deubiquitinase with linear linkage specificity a. Bases 153 to 776 code for a protein of 207 amino acids. The record is from RefSeq and is a predicted model, not a curated record. The transcript has 4 exons. NCBI's taxonomy places the organism in Eukaryota, Metazoa, Chordata, Actinopteri, Siluriformes, Trichomycteridae.